AUGGCAGACUUUGUUUGCAACAAUAUCAUUUAUCGGUUUGGGAUUCCAGAAUCAAUUAUAACAGAUAAUGCGGCCAAUCUCAACAGCGAUCUUAUGAAGGAAAUUUGUGAGCGAUUUAAGAUUGCUCAUCAAAAUUCCAUAACUUAUCGGCCGCAGAUGAACGGAGCGGUCGAAACUGCAAAUAAGAAUAUCAAGAAGAUUUUAAGGAAGAUAGUGGAUAGUCACAGACAAUGGCAUGAGAAGUUACCAUAUGCUCUGCUUGGUUAUCGUACCACAAUCAGAACCUCCACUGGGGAAACUCCUUAUAUUUUGGUUUAUGGUUUAGAAGCAGUAAUACCUGCUGAAGUGGAAAUACCAUCUUUGAGGAUUAUUCAAGAGUUGAUGCUUAUUGAUGAGAAAAGAAUGGACGCAGUUUGUCAUAGUCAACCUUAUCAAAAUAGAAUGGCCAAAGCAUUCAACAAGAAAGUCAAACCUCGACAGUUCACACUGGAACAAUUAGUAUUGAAGAAGAUAUUUCCUCACCAAGGAGAAGCUAAGGGGAAAUUCGCACCAAACUGGCAAGGUCCUUACAUGGUUCAUAGAGUAUUAUCUGGAGGAGUAGUAAUCUUGGCAGAAAUGGAUGGCACAGUGAGUACGAAGCCAAUCAACUCAGACUCCAUCAAGAAGUACUAUAUCUGA
Messenger RNA from Solanum dulcamara, 678 nucleotides. RefSeq lists its product as uncharacterized. The transcript is spliced from 2 exons. The coding region runs from base 1 to 678 and encodes 225 amino acids. The record is from RefSeq and is a predicted model, not a curated record. Gene Ontology annotation, molecular function: nucleic acid binding. Gene Ontology annotation, biological process: DNA integration. Lineage: Eukaryota; Viridiplantae; Streptophyta; Magnoliopsida; Solanales; Solanaceae.